Molecule: messenger RNA, 507 nt
Organism: Oncorhynchus masou masou (cherry salmon)
Lineage: Eukaryota; Metazoa; Chordata; Actinopteri; Salmoniformes; Salmonidae
Exons: 1
Coding region: 1-507 (168 amino acids)
Source: RefSeq, a predicted model, not a curated record
AUGGAGGAGCACAUCCAGGAGGUUCACCAACAGGGUUUUAUGUCCACCUCCCCUGCAUUAGCAGGCUUCUUCUUUGUAGUCAAGAGGGCCACCUUGGAGGAUCACAUCACCCACGUCAGAGUAGUCCUGGAACACCUCCUGGAGAAUCACCUGUAUGUGAAAGCGGAGAAGUGGCAGUUCUAUCAGGCCGCUUUCUACUUCUUAGGAUACCAGAUCAGUCCACAGGGAGUGACGAUAAAGAAGAGGAAGGUCGAUACAAUCAGGUCAUGGCCAGUCUCAACCACCAUAAAGGGGCUACAACAUUUUUUGAGGAUUGCUAACUUCUACUGCCGCUUCAUUAGGAACUUCAGCUCUAUCGCUUCUCCUCUCACCUCUCUCCUCAAGGGUGGUCCCCAUAAGUUGGUGUGGAGUCCAGCAGCCGAUAAGGCCUUCCGUAUACUGAAUGGACGUUUCCCCUCCACCCCGUUGCCGAAACACCCAGAUCCUACGUUGCCCUUCAUGGUGUAG